Melanaphis sacchari is the source of this 853-nucleotide messenger RNA. RefSeq names its product protein obstructor-E-like. The coding region runs from base 54 to 791 and encodes 245 amino acids. Gene Ontology annotation, molecular function: chitin binding. The transcript has 5 exons. Gene Ontology annotation, cellular component: extracellular region. The record is from RefSeq and is a predicted model, not a curated record. NCBI's taxonomy places the organism in Eukaryota, Metazoa, Arthropoda, Insecta, Hemiptera, Aphididae.
UCCGUCGAGGCCGCAGUCGCUUGCACAUAUCAUCACGCAUUAAGUUUUCAAUUAUGAGUCUCUCAAUAAUAUUGUGUACGAUAGUUAUUGGAAUAUCCCAUUUUACAAAUGGUCAAUUCCAAUGCCCCAAGAAGAACGGUCAGUUCGAGGACCCAGUGCAAUGUGACAAAUUUUACGAGUGCAAAGACGGCGUGGCCACGGAGAAACUAUGUCCGGACGGGUUGGUGUUCGACCCGUUGAACAGGAAAGUGAACAAAUGCGACCAGCCGUUCAGCGUGGACUGCGGCGAACGAACUGAACUCCAAACCCCACAGUCCAACUAUUUGUGUCCGAGGCGCAAUGGAUAUUUUGCUCACCCGGACGAAAAAGUGUGCAACAUAUUCUAUAACUGCAUCGAAGGUGACGGCACGGAGAUCGUGUGCCCCAACGGAUUGCAUUUCGAUGAGUACGCGGGCUCGUGCGCCUGGCCCGCCACUGCUGGCAGGACGGGUUGCAACGAAUCGGACGACAUGAAAUUGAAAGAUGGAUUCACGUGCCCCAAAGACAAAACCCACAACAGCCGGGGCCAGAAUGUGGCACACCCAGUGUUCGCGCACCCGGAUGACUGUCAGAAGUUCUACGUGUGCCUCAACGGCGUUACCCCCCGAGAACAGGGCUGUUCGACCGGCGAAGUAUUCAACGAGGAGUCGCAAAAAUGUGAUCAACCCGAAAACGUGGCUGGAUGCGAGAAUUGGUACAAAGACGAUCCACAAGUGCAACAGCAGCAACAGAACAAGAACAAAAAACAAUAGUUGUUUCACAUUGUUUUGUUGUACAUAAUAUAAUUCAUAUUAAAUGUAUACUUUAAGUUACU